AUGUUGUCCCGCGAAGACAUGAUCGGCAUUGCCCAUCCGGACUUGAUCGACCUCUUGUUUCGUUUUGAUCUUCAACCUAACGAAAAUCUGAGCCAGGUCUCAGAACCAGACCUCGCAAGGCGCAUAUUACUCGCUAUCGAACUCGCCGACGCCGAUGAACAAGUUUCUCUGAUCUCACGAUUCAUCCCGGAAGAAGAGUUGGCAGCCGAACGACUGGGCACCGCCGUAGUCCAAAAAACCUCCCAUCGCAUCAUUUUGGACCCCGCAGAAAGGAAGAUUGCUUUGAACGAAGACCCUUCGGGGCCUGAACCAAAAGAGAACGGCGAGGACUGCAUUGCCUGUGCCGAAAGUGCUCACGGCAGAGCUCCUUGCGGCUGCAACUACUGCGUAACUUGUUAUCGCCAGAUCAUCCGUAUUGGCCUUCGAUCCCAGGAGGAAUUCCCCCCAAAAUGCUGUAAGCCAUUCGAUGAAAGAGCUGUCGCGCUCUCAGGCUCCCCUGCUCUGGUCCAUCUCUUUCGGCAGAUGCAAGAGGAAGUGAAGCUCCCGAUUCCUGAUCGAGUGUACUGCUACCAAGGCAACUGCGCAGCAUUUAUCCCGCCCGACCUAAAAGGACGAUGCCCUAUCUGUCCCUACAAAACCUGCGUCGACUGCGGUGAAAAAGCCCACGAUGGAUGGCCCUGCGCUGAAGGAGAUGCACUGGAAGAUGUCUGGGCCACCAUGGACGCCAAUAAAUCCGUAAACUGCCCCGAUUGCGGUAGGAUGAUCCAGCUGUCAGAAGCAUGCAACCACAUGACUUGUCCCUGCGGCGGUGAAUUUUGCUUUCUUUGCGGCGUGAAGCGUAGGCGCUGCAGUUGCCCUCCAUACAAGAACUUCCAUUUGAUGGUUCCUAUGAAGGAUCGCCCUGGCGUCAAACCACCACAGUUCCGCCGUCCACCUCGCACAGAUGUUCCGACAGGUCAAGGCGGUGGCGACACUGAACCGCUCAAGAUUCCACAGCUGCGUCCUAAACCCGGGGAAAAAGAGAGAACCCCGAGAAGCAGUGCCUACGCUCUCGGACGGGUGAUUCGACCACUGUUAUUGCCGCAAAACGACCAGGCUCAUCGUCUGGAUGAGUCCAGGGAGUUGCGAGAGAGAGCAGAGGCUGUAGACAGACAAUUGGCUCGAUUGGAGUAUGCUUGGCGGCAACCUGCUAGAAGGCGACAACCUGCCCAGCCUACUGCUACUGCACGGCCCUCUGCCCGGCAUCAUGCACGGGGCAAUGACGGUGGCGUAGGAAACGAGAAUCAGUUUGAGUUGAUAGUACGUCACACCGAAACCGCCAACAGGGAGCAUCAAGAGAGAGAAAGAGUUCUCCGUAUCCAAGAGGCCGAGAGCAUGUUUGAGAAAACAGCAAGUAUCACCGCUGGCCGCAGCAGGCAAACGCAACAACCACAACAACCACAACAAUCGAAAGGCCAAAGGAACUCCAAACGAGUUCAGCGUCAGUUCGAGAACAUAGCGAGAUGGAGCGCUGAUGUUAUCGACAAGUCUUCUUCCAUGCCAGCAUUAGAUGCUCUACUCUGGGGCACAGAUUUCUGA
This is a messenger RNA of Fusarium graminearum PH-1, 1578 nucleotides long. RefSeq lists its product as uncharacterized. Bases 1 to 1578 code for a protein of 525 amino acids. Gene Ontology annotation, biological process: protein polyubiquitination; ubiquitin-dependent protein catabolic process; positive regulation of proteasomal ubiquitin-dependent protein catabolic process. Gene Ontology annotation, cellular component: cytoplasm; ubiquitin ligase complex. NCBI's taxonomy places the organism in Eukaryota, Fungi, Ascomycota, Sordariomycetes, Hypocreales, Nectriaceae. The record is from RefSeq and is a predicted model, not a curated record. The transcript has 2 exons. Gene Ontology annotation, molecular function: ubiquitin protein ligase activity; zinc ion binding; ubiquitin conjugating enzyme binding.